Molecule: messenger RNA, 594 nt
Organism: Stylonychia lemnae
Lineage: Eukaryota; Ciliophora; Spirotrichea; Sporadotrichida; Oxytrichidae
Source: the annotation of a GenBank genome assembly
AUGAAUUACAAAAACCUUACUCCUCAAGAAAAUGAAUAUUUUGCAGAAAACGAACUUAUUCAAAUUAUCCCCAACUUCAAAGAAGAUUAAUUCCAGUUUAUUAGUGGCACUUUUGGACCAUUCAGGCCUGCUAAACCAGUUACAGUUCCUUUAUGGCUAGCUAUUUACUUGAAGUCUAGAAAUAAGUGCUCUAUUUAACUUCCUAAAUGGUUAGACUACUCUUGCCUCUUGACAAUAAAAAGCAUUGAAAAGGAGAUUGUAGCAGAGUUUAGUCCCGAUCUACCUUACUACUACUAUGAGAUAGCCACCUUGCUGUUUAACAACUGCUCAGAUGAAUUUUCAGGAGUAGGGCAAUAGUCAAGCAAUCUUUAGAAGCUAAAGUCUGUAAUUGAGGAUAUAUACGAAGUGAGAAAAGAAAAGCUACUUAAAUCAAUUAGGUCAGUUAAAGCUGAAGACACUCCAAUCAUGAACUUGAGUUCUAUCGGAGCAGUUGAGCUUAAUCAAGUCAGACCAGCAUUUUCCUCAGCUUACAGCAUUCUUUAUCAAAUGCAGAAUCUUAUGGAAUAGAAUGCAGAUGAAACAUAAGUUGUGUGA